CACUCUCAACCCGCCUCGCGACCACGGCGCGACCAUCGUGAGACUGGCCACCUUCAUAUAGCCCCCGUGCCCCCUCUCUCUUUCUCUCUAUCUUGCACGCCAUGGUUCACACUCGCCGCUCCUCCCGCCUGCAGGCCACGCCGCAGCGCGACGAUGCCUCGCACACUCCCGAGCCGUCCACCCCGAAGCCCGUAGCUGCUACGCCCUGCCUGCCCACCCUCGGUGAGUCCGAAGAGCCAGCCGACCAACCCGCCCCCGCCGCAACGCCGCAAGCUUCCAAUCGAGCCGUAACCUUCCUCCAGUCCUUCAUGGCGCGCACUCCCAAGAACCAGACCCUGCUCAAGCCCAGCGGCGAAGAGAUGCACCCGGAACACCACCACCUGAGCACCGCCAAGCCCUUGGACGAGGCGCGCUGGCUGGGCUUCCUCAACAUGGGCGCCCGCACCGAGCCGGCCAAGAAGGGCGCUAGCAAGAUCCCCAUCACUCAAGCCACCCCGACCAAGGCCCAAGAGUCGACGCCGAGCCUGAAGGAGUUCUCCACGCCCGAGUUCAAGUUCCGCUUCCGCCGCCAGUCGUUGGAGCUCAGCCCCGAGGCGCAGAAGCUGAUGGAGGAGAGCAGGCAAGAGGCGAUCAAGAUCCGCGCUCAGAUGAAUGCGAAUCCAGAGGAAUCUGGCGUUGAAACGAAUGAAGACAUUCAGCGCAGAAUUGCGAAGCCAAAGGGCAAAUCGACCAGGUUCAGCGACGUGCACAUGGCGCAGUUCAAGAAGAUGGACUCGAUCGCCAACCAUCCGUCGGCCUUCCGCGCCGACCCCAACAGAAUUAAGGCUGGAAACCCCGCUCUCAAGCGUUCGCCGUCCAAGGCCGAAUUGGACAAGGGCGACAACUCGCCGGCGAAGCUUCCGCGCUCUAGGUCGACGGUCUCUCUGAACAAACCGCAAGAAGACAAGGAGUCUGGUCCCGCGAAGCGUGUCAAACGCGCCGAAGGAGAAGACGCAUCUGCAGCACGCCCCAAGGAGGGUCAGGCCCAAGAUGGCAAUCCGGCUGCACCCAAGAGCGGUAUUCCGCGUUUCGCGUCAAAGUCCAAUCUGAUGACACCUACAAAGGCCACCAUUGCCCGCUCCCAGAGCGUGAAGAGCUUCAAAAAGACCACCAUGAUCCCGAUGCUGUCCCGGUCGCCGUCCGUUCAUAACCUCGGCACUCCUUCCAAGCCCAAGGCCCAAUCUGCAGUCAAGGGCGGUCUCCUCAAGCCGAACCAGACGCUUUCCCGCCUCCCGUCUGUCAAGUCCAUUCUCCGCAGUCCCACCCGCCACUACUCCAAUGACCCGGCCAAGAUUGCUGCGGGCACCCACGUCACGACGCCUCCCGACUUUGCGCAAGAGAUGCCUGAUAUCCCUGCGACUGAGCCGGUGCAAAAGAAGGUCAACUUCUCGGACAGCACUAAUACUAGAAUGGACAUUGACAUGAACGACGCAUCCGAGAAGGAAGACGAGGUUGAGGAGCCUUCUGAGGCCGCAGAGCCUGUAGCGCCCGAAGCACCGGCCGAGAAGCCCGCAGACAUCACGUACCCCCAGCUUCCAUCCUUCGGAUCUCCCUCCCGCACGGCGACCACGGCCGGCGCUCCCGGCCCUGGCGACUUCACCUUCCGCUCGAACCGGUCUAUCUCUUUUGGCGCCGGCCUCAAGGGUGUCAAGGGCCCCACGAUCCGCAAAGUACGCAGCAGUGACGCAGGCGCCACGCUUCCUAAGCCUUUCGACAGCAGCGACAACGCCGUGACGCCGUCGCCCAAGAAGCGCAAGCAGGUCAACAUCCCGGCCGGCAUCGCCGAGAACGAGAAAGAGAACGACGACACUGCUGCCUCGGAGGAAGAAGCUGCCCGUCCCGCCAAGCGCGUGAAGCCCUCUUCUGCGCCGAUUGCGCCGCCGAAGACACCCGCGAAGCCGGCUGCGAGGAAGAGAACGGCUGCGCCUUCGACGGCGAAGCCGGCGGACAAGCGUGGGCGCGCGGCGCUGAGCCAGGCGAGGCUGAACUUGCUGGCGCAGCCGAAGCGCAGGGCUUAGGCUCGUGCGACUGUGCGCGAAAACUCUCGAAGCAUUCAUAGGCGUUUUUGGUGUCGAUUUGUCUGUCUGGCUUUGGAGAGUACCCUACCUAGCGACAUUGAGCACAGCGACCGCGGAACGACGGACGACCAUGAU
Aplosporella prunicola CBS 121167 is the source of this 2192-nucleotide messenger RNA. RefSeq lists its product as uncharacterized. The coding region runs from base 102 to 2057 and encodes 651 amino acids. The record is from RefSeq and is a predicted model, not a curated record. The transcript is spliced from 2 exons. Lineage: Eukaryota; Fungi; Ascomycota; Dothideomycetes; Botryosphaeriales; Aplosporellaceae.